Messenger RNA from Quercus lobata, 1046 nucleotides. RefSeq lists its product as uncharacterized. The transcript is spliced from 2 exons. Lineage: Eukaryota; Viridiplantae; Streptophyta; Magnoliopsida; Fagales; Fagaceae. The record is from RefSeq and is a predicted model, not a curated record. Bases 158 to 991 code for a protein of 277 amino acids.
GAAAGGAAUAAUUCAUACUAGACAUAGCAAUAUCCCUCAUCAGAUUAAAAGUAGAUGCUUGGUUUUCUACCUUUAUCUAUACUGUUUCCUACGGUAAUCAAGGACACCAUCCCUGUAAUAUUCUUCACAAUUUGAAAGAUCAAUCCAAGGAAAGAAAAUGCAGACAUGCAAGACCCUCCAUUUUCUCAAACCUCUCCUUCUCAUAGCCAAUUUAUUGUUCACUACUUCCAUAGCUAGAGAUUGUCCUACAAGCUUUUGUGGCAAAAUCCGAAUUCAAGCACCCUUUUUGAAUUCAAAUUCAACUAAUCAGUCAUCUUUAUUACACCAAAUGAUCCAAUGCAAAUCUCACAAGCUAUACUUUAGAACCUCUCUUGGUCUUUUUCCAGUCUCUUCCAUCAAUUACACCACAAAAUUCCUCACCAUCUCUCACCCUCCAUGUUCUUCUUCAGUUCACUAUAUCUCUCCUUUACUUCUCUCAGCUGGUUUUCCUUCUCCUCCACUGCCCAACUCACUUCUUCUCUUCAACUGCUCAAACAAAAGACACCCCAUGCCACACUUUAUUCAAAACUGCAGUAGCUUCCAUGCAUGUGGAGCUUCUUGUAAAGUUCUAUCACAAGAACAACCACAAGUUCCUCGUUCAUGUUUACUUCUUGAUGAUCUUGAAAAGCUUGACAUAGGUUUUGAUCCAAAAGAUUUAAAUUGCUCACAUUACAGUCAGUUACAUAGAUCUUUGGCAGGUGACACUGACAACUAUGAAAAAUAUAAGUUGGGGACAAGGAUUUCCUAUGACAUUCCUGAUCAUGUACCAAAUCUCUGUAAUGAGUGUGAGAAGCCUAAUGGCAAUUGUGGAGUUGGAUUGAGAUGCAUAUGCCACCCAAAAGAGUGUAAAGAUAAGGUCAUCUCUAUGGGCAGAACAGUGGACCCCUUUGGUAAUGUCAUCUUCUCUUUGAUUUCUUUGAUCCUUGUGAUCGUUUCCUUCUUUGUUAUAUAAAGGAAGUAAUACACAAUUUGAAUAUUCAAAGUCAUGGCAAAAGCCUAUUAUCUUU